Molecule: messenger RNA, 738 nt
Organism: Linum trigynum
Lineage: Eukaryota; Viridiplantae; Streptophyta; Magnoliopsida; Malpighiales; Linaceae
Source: the annotation of a GenBank genome assembly
AUGCAGGUGAUGGCACGUAGCGGUCCCACAAGUAGUGCAAGGAAAGACAGAGGCGGAGAGUACUGGAGAAGCGUCGUCAAAGACCAGCCUCUGCCGGCGGCGAUUCAAUCCCUCGUCCUCGUCGAACUCGCCGACCAUCACAACGGAGCACGUGCUUGCGAUACGGAGACGACUUCCGCCGUCGUCAAUGAUCAUAAAGGCCACGUGUCGAAAUUCACAUCGGAGCCUCAAGUGUCACGGUAUGAAAACGACAUCAACGUAUCGGGCAAGUUCGCGAAGGAUUUCAAGUCAGAACCUCAAGUGUCGGAGUAUGAAAACAACAUCAACCCUGGCAAGCUUACGAAGGAGUUCAAGUCGGAGCCUCAAGUGUCACAGUACAAAAACGACAUCAGCUUGCUAGCUGGUAAGUUUGCGAAGGAUUUCAAGUCGGAACCUCAAGUGUCGGAGUACGAAAACGACAUCAACUCCGGCAAGUUUACGAAGAAAUUCAUGUCGGAGCCUCAAGUGUCACAGUACAAAAAUGACAUCACCGUACCAAUAGCUGGUGCUGGUAAGUUUGCGAAGGAUUUCAGGUCAGAACCGCAAGUGUCGGAGUACGAAAACGACAUCGACCAUGGCAAGUUUAGGAAGAAUUUCAAGGCGGAACCUCAAGUGUCACAAUAUGCUAACGAUGUGACGCCACCCAAGAAGAAGAAGGGUUUUGCGCUGGAGUCGAUCGCCAUGGUCAUAGCUGUUUGA